Messenger RNA from Penaeus monodon (black tiger shrimp), 2436 nucleotides. RefSeq lists its product as uncharacterized. Lineage: Eukaryota; Metazoa; Arthropoda; Malacostraca; Decapoda; Penaeidae. The coding region runs from base 201 to 1532 and encodes 443 amino acids. The record is from RefSeq and is a predicted model, not a curated record. The transcript is spliced from 10 exons.
AUCAGUGGCAAUCAUUAAAAAGUCAUAUUAUUUCUUAGAUAUAUAAGAUCUGAUCACGUACUAUAAAGUUAUACGUAGAUAGGAAAGUGCCCAUCCUCAAUUACACAGGAAGUGCGAGUCAGAGUAAAUGCGCACAUUAGGAAUUGCUUCUAACAAGGGAAAUAGGACGGAGGCAAUGUCACAAGCUUAAGGCAGAUAUCAUGAAGAAGCUUAGAGAAGUUGUGUUACUGAUAUUUGCCAUCCUAGAUGUUGAUGUAACAAAGGGUGAAGUUGGUGCUGUGUGUAACAAAUCGACAGACUGUGGAGUGGGUGUAGACUGCAUACAAGGGACAUGUAAUUGUUCUGAGAUCUGGUAUGCGGGGAAUUCUCUUACACCAGUAUGUAGGUCUUGGUUGUAUGAGAGGUUGUGUACAAAAGAUAACGAGUGUGGGGAAGAUGCCAAAUGCACAUAUGUGAAAUGUGAAUGUAAUGCCGGAUUUUACAGAAUAAAUGCUUCAUGCCGUAGAGUAAGACUACAGAGAUUGAUGGAACCCUGCAAAAUAAAUUUACGUGGUGUAGGUACAGCACUGUGUGAUAUUAAGAAGCAUAGUUUAUGCAUUGAAAAUACAUGUGUUUGUGCUAGGGGCUACAUAGCAAAUGAACAUGGACAGUGUGAGUUAAAGGACUCAUAUUUGCUCCGCAUGGAAAUGAGUGAAUAUCGUGUUAGACCAGGUGAAUACUGCAGAGAGAACACAGACUGCAUUGAAGGACUAGAAUGCAAGGGUUUUGAGUGCAAAUGUCCAAGUGGUUGUUUCUAUAUUGCAAGCAAAAUGGCUUGCGACUGUGGAGAAGUUGACUCUCAAGUUGCACCAAUUGUCACUGGAAUUCUUCUAGGCAUGAUAAAUAUUUUCUUCUGGCUCUGGGCAAUAAAGAGAACCAUUGUGAAGCACAAGGAAAAAAUUAAACGUCUUUCAUAUAGCACAGCAAUUAAUAAUGAUGAUGUGUCUUCGUCACAUCCUCUUUCACCAGUCCAGUCCUCUGUCCAAACGGCUGGAGGCACUGGAUCCCUUUCCAGUACAAGAGUUGGCACACCUGUCCAAGACAGUGGCACUUCCAGACCCUACUCCAUAAAUCCCCUGACAGCUGUAAAUCCAGCCUCAGAUGAUCCCCCAUCAUAUGAAGAAGUAAUUUCUUCACCCCUGUAUAAUCCGAAGUCAUCAAAUCCCCCUCCUUACAUUCCUUUGUCAAGUGGCACUCGGCUGUCUUCAAGUUCUAUACAUUCUCCUUCAAGAAGGCCUUUUUCUUAUAAUCCUUCAUCGACACAAUAUCGCCAUAGACCUACAGCACCACCAUAUCUAAUUAGUCCUCACUUAGCACUACGGCCUGGAAGUCUUGAGGCAAUACCACACCAUGUAAAUUCCUCAACACCAGUUCUUAGUUUGUCGUCUCCAUUGCAUUCAUCUGUUCCAGAAUUACAGCGGACACGCAAUCCAAACUUCCAUGAGAGCAGUGUUUCAGGUUCAGCUGACACUGGUGGUGCAUCAAGAUUGUAAACAUGGUACUGUGGAAAAAUUAGAUAUAACAACAUAAAAGUAGGGAAAUACAUUUGAACCUUUUAUGAAAUAUUGUUGGCUGAAUACCAUUUGUUGUAGUUGCAGUAUAGGGAAGAAACAGCUUGGCAGAACCCAUUUACCAAGUGGUAUCUUGCUGGAAACAGUUAAGUAGUGUGGGCUGGAGGCAGAAACCUAGGAUAAUGGAUGCUGGAGAGGAUUAUAGUCUUCUGGAGAUGAAUUUAAAGGCUAAUACCUCACACUUCCACAUCUAAGAGGUGAAAUUCCUUUGUCAGAGAAAAAGGAUCAUCACAUGUAUAGAUGACAUUUGUUCCCAAACAGUAAUCCACUAAUCCUUAGACCAUUUGUGGUAUUGCAAAGUAACAAAAUGACAGUUACCAACAGAGGCAUGAUCAAAAGUGUGCCUUAUACUGUAUGAACAGUGUUUAUUGUAACAUGUAAAAUAGGUAUGAAUGAGAAUGAAUAUCUUCACAUUGUAAGUGGGGUGUUUGACCAAUUUUGAUUUUAUCUUUGUCAGAAACACAUGUAGCUUUGACAACUAGAAGGGUCUGUCAAAUGGAGCUAACUAUACUCUUCUCCUACUGAAAUGUUGGUAUCCAUUUAUUUUGCUUGUGCAGUGCGAGGCUUUUCUCAGAUGCUUGUACACUUCAGUUCUUGGACACACUGUGCCUGGUUGCAUGGGCUCAGGGUUAAUCUGCAACUUAGUACUGGCUUGGUCAGAAGUAAAACUUAUUAUAAGAUGAUGAAAACUCAUUUGUGCUGUAUUAAUUUUCUGCAGGAAUAAUGAUACACUUAUCUUACAAUUAACAUAUUUUUUUCAGCGAAACAGUUAUCGUGCUUUUUGUAUAUAAAGAAUUUUAGAAUAAAAUAAAUGUUAAUUGAAUUC